UGGUUCAAAAUGGCAGAUAAACAUUGAUGCAUCAUAUCGUACCGAGUCAGCUGGGUGUUGCCGGUCGGAAUAGCAGUGUUCUGGGAUGUAAAUCAAUUUAUUGAUACUUAUUCCUACUACUGACUGCUGGAUCAAUUUAACCAUGGCUGACAAAGAAUAUGCUCCUUUAACAGCUGCAUGUGUCAGAGCACUCGUCGAUAAAUUGUAUGAAAAGCGAAAGGGUGCAGCUCUUGAGAUAGAACGAGUUGUGAAAGAAAUGCUGGCAGGAAGUCAACUGGAUCAGAUUAAAAAACUAUUACGACUUUUGGGAGAGGAUUUUGCAUGCUCACAGAACCCCAACACCCGCAAAGGAGGUCUCAUUGGGUUGGCUGCAGUAGCAAUUGGCCUUGGAAAGGAGUCGUGCACCUACAUCGACAGCCUGGUGCACCCUGUUGUCAUGUGCUUCCAUGAUGGGGACAGCCGUGUACAGUACUACGCCUGUGAGGCGCUCUACAACAUUGUCAAGGUGGCUAGGGGAGCAGUGCUCCCACACUUCAACGAAGUCUUUGAUGGACUCAGCAAGCUCACAGCUCACCCAGAUCAGAAUGUCAAGAAUGGAGCCGAGCUUUUGGACAGACUCAUUAAGGACAUUGUGACUGAGAGCUCCUCCUUUGACCUAGUUGCCUUCAUCCCUCUGCUGAGGGAACGUAUUUACACCAGAAAUCCUUUUGCACGCCAGUUUGUUGUCUCCUGGAUCGAAGUCCUGGAUGCUGUUCCGGACAUCAACAUGCUGGUCCUCCUGCCUGAGAUUCUGGAUGGACUCUUCCAGAUCCUGGGUGACAACAGUCAUGAGAUACGCAAAAUGUGCCAGGGAGUUUUAUCUGAAUUUCUGGAAGGCAUUCGGAGGUCCAAGAAUGGAGUCAACUUUACUGGGAUGGCAAACAUUCUCAUAGUGCAUAGUCAGAAUUCGGAUGACCUGAUCCAGUUUACGGCCAUCACAUGGCUGAGAGAGUUCAUCGCCCUGGCCGGACGUUCCAUGCUGCCCCACAUGGCUGGGAUCCUCAACGCUGUGCUGCCAUGUCUCUCCUACAGCGACGACAGCCGCAAAAAGGUGCGUGAGGCAGCAGAGAACCUGAAUUUGGCCCUACGCAAGCUUGUGGAAGCUCAGGACGAUCAGCCGACGCCCACAGCAGAGAACAUCACACUCCAGGGGGAGCUGCAGAAUUCUGAGGCUGGGAAAGCUAACAGUGCCAGCAUCCAGUUGGAAAUCCUGUCUGUGAUCAAAGUAUUGCAGAGAUUACUUGGCCACGAGACAAUACAGACACGUGUGGCAGCGCUCAAAUGGUUCAACCUGCUCCUCGUGAAAACACCUAACAAAACAUUCCGGUACAUUGAGGAAUUCUUCGGUUUGUUAAUGACUACUCUGUCUGAUCCUUCUGAUGAUGUUGUGUUAUUGGACCUAGAAGUUCUGUCCGAAAUCUCGUCCAAUCCAGCUGGUUUUGGUUCCACCCCAGGUGUGGUGGAAGGUGGUGCGGUCACUCCUUCAUCUGACCGCUCAUCCGGUGAUCUGAAGCUGAACCCGUACUUCACCAAACUGAUGAAUGGCCUCAUCGACUGGUUUAAGAAAGACAAGCAGUUGUUGGAAGACCGAGGGGCUUUUAUUAUUAGACAACUGUCCAUCUACCUGAGUGCAGAGGCUAUCUUCCGCAGCCUGUCCGAGAUUCUUCUGACUGAGCAGGAUGUGAGUUUUGCUUGCACCAUGGUACAGUCACUGAACACUAUCCUGCUCACUUCCACCGAGAUUUACGAGCUGCGGUCACAACUCAAGGAACUAGCCACUGAGGAGAGCUGCAGUCUGUUCUGCUGCCUGUACAAGUGCUGGAGUCACAGCCCCAUCUCCCUCAUGUCUUUGUGCUACCUCACACAGAACUACGCCCAGGCCUACAGACUCAUGCAGAUCUUCGGGGAUCUGGAAGUGACAGUGGAUUUCCUCAAGGAGAUAGACAAAUUGGUGCAGCUGAUAGAGUCGCCCAUAUUUGCCUACCUGAGGCUACAACUCCUGGAAGCCCACAAGAACCCAGAGCUGAUUAAGAGCCUGUAUGGACUCCUGAUGAUUCUGCCCCAGUCUGAGGCCUUCAAGCUGCUGCGCUACAGGCUCGAGUGUAUACCACAGAUCAACCUGACACUCACACUGGACACAGAGAGCAAACGGAGAGGUGAGGACCGGCCAUUGGUGAAAAAGAUAAACUUUGACGAGCUGUUAAGUCAUUUCCUGUCUGUGCAAGCAAACCACAGAGAUUUCAAGCGCAAACAAGUUGUGUACAAGAUAUCAGCAGUGAAAAAUUUAGAUUUAAAAUGAUACAGUAUUUGUGAAUUAGACUUAUUUUUUAAGAACUUGUACUAUUAUUACUGUUAUUACGAGAUAAGCGCAAAAUCUGUGCAAUAUAUUAUGGUUUUAUUGCCUGUACAUACCAAUGAGUAUGACUGAAUAAGGUUGACUUGGGGAUUGAAGGAUGUCUGAUUGCCUCGUAAUAGCUCUUUAUGCUUGUUCAUUCUUUAUGCUUAAAUUUCUAACCACAAGCUGAAUUUUUUUAUGUAGAUACUUUGAUCAAAGUCAAUCCAUAUAAAGUUCUUCCCAAGUAUGAAUGUGUCUGGUCAUAACUUUGAGGUUAUGGAAAUGAAACUAAGAUCAUGACCAAGGAUAUUGUGUGUCUCAUACACAUAUGUUAAUAUAUGAAAUCUCUUCUUUACCUCAUACACCAUGGGUGGCUUCUGGGCUUAACAGUGGUCAUGCGCUUUUAAGCCAUCGCAGGUUGAAGAUUUCAUUCCGCUUGCAUUGAUAUGACACUCUCAAGUAAUAAUCAGGGAUGCCAUUCUUUCUUUAUUUUUUUGAAGAACAGUUAUUAUUCCAAGUAUUCUUUUUCUGUUGAACACCAUAUUAGUUGUUAUGUCUAUUAACUGUCUUUUUUUUUCCAAAAGCAAAUUAAUAAAUUUUCAGUUAUUUUCACAAAAUCCUUGUGGCAUUCCUGAAUGAUACUCCCAGCACCACACCUGGAAAAGGCUCUACUAACUCAGUAACCUAAGCAUGUCCUGUUGAACUCUCUUAAGUUCAGGGUCACAGAGGCAGUGCUAUACGGCAAGGCUAGAACCAGUGGCAGCUCAGUGAGCAGCAUGGUGGCAGUGCAAAGCACUAGCAUAAAGCGGGCAUAGGUAUGGGAAUAGUAUAUCAUGAACAGUCUGAGAUUGUGUCUAUUUUAGUCUGCUUACCUUGACCAAUUUUCCAACUUGAGAUUGUGCUGUCUUAUAGGUCAUAUUAAUGCUAAUGGUCUGCAAAGCUUUCCACAAGUGUAGUCAACACUUCUGUCAGCCAAAAGAGUGUUUUUCAGGUUAGAUUACCACAGCUUAAUGUGCUAUUUGCCUGGGUGAUGCCUGAGAACCUUGGUAUGAAAUGGUAAAUGUUACAUGACUCCCCAGACACAGUAAUGGUAUUUAUAUGCCAGCGAGGACCAUGUAUUGAUAGAGGAUCCGUAAAAUGUUUGUUGCUGGAUUUUUUUAAUUUUCUGUUUAUUUGGGCUUUACACAGGCCUUAGAAUUUUGGGCAACAGUGCACAACCACGCUCAAUGGGCAAACCACACCUGCCAUACACCUUUGCCAGCUUAUGGGAUCAUUUCUUUAUGUCAUACACAUUUUUCAGCUUAUGUAACUAUUGCUUUUCUCCAUCACAUCUGUCAAGUUAUAAUUUAUUACAUAAUUUCUUUUUAUCUUAUAUUAUUAUGUCUGUCAACUUACUAACAAGGUCAUUUGGUUGUCUGCUUCACAUCAAGGUGUUAUUUGGGAGGGGGGGGGGGUUGUUUUAUACUAAUCUGUAAUCUUACGAGGUCAUUGUUUGUCUCUUGCACAUCUGUCAUCUUGUGAUAUCAUUUCCUUCGUUGUACCUCAUCUUUAUGUCUCUCCUCCAUUGGGUACUCAUUUGCUCUCUUCAUUUAUUUCCCUCCUUGUAUUCUUUUGCCCCAAAGUGCCUUUAUUUUUUAGUAUGAGGUUCAAUGUUGCAUUGUGGCUCAGUAGUGAGGUAGACGUACUUAUGGUCGAAAUAUCAUGGGUUAGAAACCUGAGAGAACUUCAUCUGAUGACAGCAUUACUUGGAAAGGGUUUUUACAUUAUUCCUCCCAGGUUUUUACUUAGGUCCGUGCAUGUGUCAGGAGGUGGAACUUUGAACAGACUGACGUCCUGUCCAGGGUUUGAUUAUGAAAAUAUGAAGCAAAGUUAGGAGGGUUUUACUCAGAGUCAAAAGUAAAGGAUGCUACUCAUAAUAAAGAUUAUAUUUGAGCAAAAUUAUUUUUUUUAAAUCAUUGUACUGGAAGGGAAAGACAAGAUCAAAGUAUAAAGUAAGAAAUUAUGUGACCAUCAAAUUUGGAACUGAAACAGUACCUCAGACUGAGAGAACAAAUGUUAAAUGGGUAACGGACUGAUAUGCACUGACAUAAAAAUAAGGGGCCUAAUCAAUGGCAUACUGAGACCACUAUUGAUAAAAAAUUACUACUUGUAGCAAAGGGAUAAUCUAAUUGUUGAUACAUUUGGAACUGGAAUAUGCUUUGGCUCUUUAAUGCUCUGACGGCCCAUAUAGGCUUACUUUUCUUUUGAAACGAAUUACUUUUAAAAGUCCUCUUUGCUUUUUUUAAUUUUUAUCAGUCUUAGUGUUGUGAAUUUUAAUCACAUGUCACUUGUCCACGGCUAAAAUGCUGUUUUAGGAACAGACUUGUGUAGUUUUUUAGCAUUUGUUUUUGGCAAGUUGUCUUUUUCUCUGUGAUUUUUAUUGUAGAUGGGAGUAUGUGGCUGUAGCUUUAUAUUAUUUUUGCUUCUCUUUGGGUAAAGUGAACAGUCAGAUUGUGGCCUCAUUAUUUUUAUACUUUCCACAUAGUUGUCAUGGUGUACAAAUGUAGCUCACUUGUUGCUUCCAACCUCUGGGUCAUGCAUGCUCUGUAAUUUGCACAAAUGUUUCACUUUGGUUUCCUUUGUGUUUUUUCUAUCGACCUCAUGGCUUUAUUUUGUCUUUUCAUACAUUCCUAGACAAGUACUCCACUAAUGUGAAAUCAUGGUUUUGUUCUGCCAAGUUGGUCUGUGAUAUAAAGCAUAAGAUUGGCUGUCCCCAUCAUUCCAUCCUCCCCCGUUAUAGCCUUUUUAAUUUCGAUAUCUCAGUCCUCAUGUGUAUGCAUUUUCUUUUACAUUUUUGUGUUCAUGCGGUAGAGUGUAUGUGUGCCAUGUACGAGCAUUCGUUUUUAUCAAUUACAUUGUCAUGAGUGGAUUGGAUAGGCUCCCAAACUUUGACAGGAGAUGGGUGUUGAGUAGAGAUUUGGAACAGAAGGAGCGAGAGAGAGAUUGGAGAGCUCACAGUGGUUUAUUGUGUUGUGUAUGAAUGGUAUCCACCCUUUUGAUAACCUUGUUCAAGUAAGUUAUUAAUAAGAGAGUAUAACAUGUUGAGGCAUUGUCUUUUGUUGAAAAGUACGAGGAUGUUACUGUUUUGUAAUGUUGUCACUCAAAGUGGAGUUAUCAGUUGUGACUUUAAUUUUGCAAUGCAAUUUUGUAUAUAUGUAUUCUUUAUUGUCUCCACUGGGAGACUUUUUAUCUUAACAAAGUCAGACUUAGGCAUCAUCUAUUACUCUUAGUAAUAGCUGUUACAGAUUGCUCACUUGUUAUGAUAUUGGUCAGUGAUAAGGAGGAACAGUUUAGGACAGUUUGUGUUGUAUAUUUUAUCAGGGAAAGAAUCAUUUUUUGUGGGUGUUCAUCAUCAGCCGUCUUCCUCCCCCUAAAGGAACAUGGCCUUCAAACAAGACGCCAGCUGAUGGCUCUGUAUAGGUCCUUUUUCUCUAGCUCACUCCCACCCAUGUCAGACCAGAUCUUUUUUAAUUAGCCUUCUGAGAUCUGCUUCAUCUGUUCAAGAGAUCUUCUCCUCAUUUAUCUUUAAAUAGAAAUCCCAGUUUUUGGUGUGAAGGUUACUGUUCACCGUAAGUCCUCACCUCUAUCCUUACAUUUAUACCAUUAUUUUCCUAGGAACUUUGGUUCAGAGAAGGAUGUUUUCUCCUGUGGCUUCUGGUCCCUGGCGCUUUGGAAACCAGAAGGUUAUAGUUCCCCUUGAUGGGGAAACUUACAUCUGUAGAGAGCCUCCCUCUGAUAGCAAAAAAUCAUCCAUCCUCUGGGCUGUUUUGUAAGUGGUUGAACUGAACUUUCCAAAAUUUAAGUGUUUGCAAAUUCUGAAAGUCCUAUCUUUUGAGGUGUCAAUGGUCAUUCUGUCAUGAAUAAGGACUUCCUUUCUGCAUGUCAAAAUGUUUUUAUAAAACAGAUGCGGUCUUAUUUGAGAAAUUUUCUCUUAAUCAUAUUAUUAUAUAAAGGUUCCUUCACACAAAGAUUGGUCUUCACUGGGCGGAAGUCACUCUCCGAAAGGAUCUCAGGAUAUGGACUUGUUGCUGUGAUGUGAUCAGUUACAAAUUUCACUCACCUGAAAAAAGUCACGGUUCAAAGCCACUUGGGGUUGGGGGUAGCAUUGGCUUCUUCUUUUUUUGUGUGGGGGGGGGGUGAACUGUUCAUUUCUAAACGGUCCAAUUGUCCUGGGGCCUGUUGUUCUUCAUGGCUACCUGUUAUUUUGAAUAGCACCUUCUGCGCAAAUUAAGUUGUUUGCUAUUGUGAAAUUGACUGUAUGCUAUUGGAUUAAUGACGGAAUGUUUCUCCAAAGGGUGCCAAAAUAUUCUGGGCCUGGCAAAGGAAAGCAAGAGAGCACGCCAUUCCAAUACACCCCCCCCCCCCCUAUUCCUCUGAAAUAAACGUCACGCACAUAUAAAUAUACAGGCUGUACCUUGACACGGGAUCUUUCUGUGAUGUUCUUCAGCUACAUGUUUCAUUCAUCAAAUUGGAAUAACUGAGUGGACAAAUAUGACAACAUGAUGGACAUUUCUGUACCCAGUCUAACGAGAAUGGACCAUGACAUGUAAACUUAAAACCCUUGGCUUUUUUUAUGAAGCCAUGUUGAAAUUAAAGCUGCCUUGAGGGAAAUGGCAGCAAAUGGUAAUUUGUUAUUAUUUCUUUUCUUCUAGUCUUAAGAAACAAUUGACUUUCAUGGAUGUUUCUUGUAUUUUUUUCUUACUUCAGAGACAUGACACACCCCAGAAUUAACUUUUUAAAAUAAUUCGUCUUUCUCCCAGAUUUCCACCCCCAGUUUUUCUCAUUUUUCAAUUCUUUUCUUCAUUCCUGUAUUUAUCUUCAGAUUUUCUUGUUUUCAUUCUUGAAUAAAACAUGUCUCACAAUUGAACGUGGUAUUCGUCCUGAUGAUACCGAUACCAGUAAUUGUAAUGGACUUGAUAGUGAAUCAACUGUUAUUGCUGAAUGCAGUGAACCUUGAGGUUUGUCACUUGUGCUAAGCCAUUGAAUUUUUGUGUCAGAUACAGUAUUCUUAAUAUUUUAUUAUUAUAAAAAUAAAAAAGAAUAGUAAUGCCUGUUCUGCAGUUGACCAGUAGCAUGUAUCUCUGAAAGUUGUGACUGCCGUCAUGCUAACUUCGCAUUAUGUCUACUUGUCGAAUCUUUCCUGGGGGAAAUGUUCUCUAUGGCUGUAAGUAUAUUUAUUUAUGUUAUGUAUGCACUGCUUUGUAGUUCUUUAUUUUGAAAUAAUAAUUUGUAUCUAGUAGGGCAUUUAAAUCAUAUUAAAGCAAAAAAAAAAAGCACCAACAAAAAAACAAAAAA
Messenger RNA from Aplysia californica (California sea hare), 7708 nucleotides. Its product is annotated as protein VAC14 homolog. The transcript is spliced from 17 exons. Lineage: Eukaryota; Metazoa; Mollusca; Gastropoda; Aplysiida; Aplysiidae. Gene Ontology annotation, biological process: phosphatidylinositol biosynthetic process; positive regulation of kinase activity. Gene Ontology annotation, cellular component: PAS complex; endosome membrane. The coding region runs from base 143 to 2338 and encodes 731 amino acids. The record is from RefSeq and is a predicted model, not a curated record.